Messenger RNA from Halteromyces radiatus, 2919 nucleotides. RefSeq lists its product as uncharacterized. Gene Ontology annotation, biological process: positive regulation of translation; mRNA stabilization. Gene Ontology annotation, cellular component: cytoplasmic stress granule; cytosol. Bases 153 to 2846 code for a protein of 897 amino acids. Gene Ontology annotation, molecular function: RNA cap binding. The record is from RefSeq and is a predicted model, not a curated record. Lineage: Eukaryota; Fungi; Mucoromycota; Mucoromycetes; Mucorales; Cunninghamellaceae. The transcript has 7 exons.
UUUUUAUUUUCUCUAUAACAUACAAAAAAAAAAAAAAAGACACCUAUUACCUUUUUAUAUCGUUUGGUUGAAUUCUUCAUUACUUGUUCCUAUUUGUCUAAUAUAUAUUUUCAUUACUCGUUUUACUUACUUCAAUAAGCGGAAACAACUUCAUGACCGAUAACCUACUUGAAACGACAUUCAAGAAUACUACCAAACAAGUGACUUCAAAAGCAUCUACAACAAAUACUGGCACUGUUACUACAACUACUACUACUACAACAAGUACAACGUCAAAGAACAAUUCUAUUUCUCAAGAUCAAAUGACAAUGGAAACUAGUAAUAAGGAAAACAAACCUCUUGUCCCUGCUCCUAUUCCUGUUACUAAUGCAUGGAACUUACGAAUGCAUGGUAACGAUUCUACAGUGAAAAUAUCCGAAGUAUCUCAAGGACAAGACACCAAAUCCUGGCCUGCUCCUAAUGAAAUUACUAUUGAAGAAGAAAAUCAUCCAAGUGAAGCCAAGAAAGAAAAGUUUACAACCAAAGGGCGAAGCCAGUGGAAACAUCUGACACCUACUAUUACUCAUACAACACCAACUCCAGGUCGAUCAUCAUCAUCAUCAGGUGCAGGUCGUGAAAGUAGUAGUCAUAAUCGUAACAAGGAAAAGAAAUCAUCAAAAUCUCGACAUAAACAACAAAAAAAGGAUGGUGAAAAGAAAACAACUUCAACAACGACAUCUUCCGCUGACAAGGCUUCAACAACUAUUUCACCGAAACCAACAAAUGAAAAGGGUAAUACCGGCGAUGGCCGUGGGAAAAAGGGAAAACAAAAAGAUGGUCAACAACAACGUUCAAAAGGAAAUGCCCGUGGAGAAAAUAGUCAACGACAACAAAAGAAAAAUCAUGGAGAUUCAUCACGCACAACGGGAAACUCGACUAGCGAUAAUAAUCAUCAUGAAAGACGUCGUCAAAAUUACUCUUCACCGUAUUCCGAUACCUCUUUACCUGUUUAUGUCAACGUGGAUGCUGAAACUUUGAAAUCUUAUAUUAUUCAGCAAAUUGAAUAUUAUUUCAGUAUUGAUAAUUUAUGCAAAGAUCUCUUUUUACGCAACAAAAUGGAUUCAGAAGGAUAUGUUAAUAUCCAACUAUUAGCCAAUUUUAACCGUGUCAAAGGACUGACGACUGAUUUGGACUUGAUCAAGGAAGCAAUGAAGGAUAGUCAACUAUUGCAAAUAAAAGGCGACAAGAUUCGAAAAAGUGAAGGUUGGGAAAAUUGGGUGAUUCCUCCUCCUGUUGCUGUGCCACCUGCUCAUCCGGAACCUCAGCAUCCAAGUACCACUGCGGCUGAUAUUGUCAAACACAACAUCAAUGACAAUACAAUAACUACUGAAAGAACCAUGAAUGCUACUUUACCACAUCCUCCUAUUCCUCAUUCAUCGCCACGACAAAAGUCAUCACCAGCUGCGACAUCAUCAACCAUCAGAUCUCUCAAUAAUAGUCCGAACCCUAAUGACAAGUCCAAAGAUGUGAAAGAUGAUUUUGAAAAUGAUUUGUUCGAUUUUGAUGACGACGAAGAAUGGCACGAUGAUCGGCGACCAAAUACAUUGAAGAAAUAUUAUAUCUCGGAUGACGACUCGGACGAAGAUCAAGAAAUUGAUGAAGACACGGUUGCUCGUAUUAUGAUUGUCACUCAACGCAACAAUAGAGGUGAUCGAUCACAUACAUCCUACGACAGGGCCAAGGUAAAUGAUGAUCUCUAUGAUAUGAUCAACGAAGGCUUACAUGAAUAUGAAACUGGAUUACAUCGACACAAUCAUCAAGACUAUUCUAAAGUAAAUACCAUGGAUCAAGAACAUUUUGAACAACUUUCAGCAUCUCAAAAACAACAUAGUAAUGGUGAACAAGUUGGUAGCCAGAUUUCAUCUAGCAAGAUUGUGGUGGCAAAAAAUAUUCAAAACGACAACAUGAAAACAAGAUUCUAUCCGGUUCGACGGGAAUCAUUACCUUUAUACAGAGGAGGAUUAUCUGAUAUUACAAUGUUGAAACUCCCUGAUGACCACAAUAACAAUAAUACUUCAAUGGUUGGGAACGAACAUGGUCACGUUGGUUGGGUAAUUGGUGAUCAAGCUUAUCAUUACAAUCCAAAUGAUAUUUAUUCGUCAAGUCUAGGAAAAUCACCAUUAUCAACUUCUUUUACAGCUAUGACAAAUGCUAGUAUGCCUACUGCUGGAACUGAUGCAACUGGUGGAUCAUUGUACACACCUUCUUCUUUGGACACAAUGGCACAUUCAAUUCCUAGCUUCCAACAUCCAAGUCAUUCCUUAUUACGCGAAAAAGGUUUUGUACAACAAAAGUAUUACAAGUAUCAUGCCAAGGCACUUAAGGAACGAAAGCGUCUAGGUGUGGGUCAAUCUCAAGAAAUGAAUACAUUGUUUCGAUUCUGGUCACAUUUCUUACGGGAUCAUUUCAAUAAACGCAUGUAUAAUGAAUUCAAGAAGUUAGCUGUGGAUGAUGCUAAUCAUGACUAUCGAUAUGGAUUGGAAUGUUUGUUUCGAUUUUACUCUUAUGGAUUGGAAAAACGAUAUCGUCGCGAAGUCUUUGAAGAUUUCCAAGAUUUGACAUUGGCAGAUUAUGAUACUGGACAUCUAUAUGGAUUAGAAAAAUUCUGGGCAUAUCUUUAUUAUCGGAAGGACAAGAAGAAACGAGAAAUCAAGCCUACAGAACGAUUGUCUUUAUUAUUGAACUCUUAUACUUCAGCCAAUGAUUUCAAGAAUGCAAAGGCUCCAGAGGCGGUGGCUACCAAUAUCAAACUUCCUCAUCAUGGUCGUCAAAAUAAACAUACUAUAGCAGCAGUCACUGAAUCCUAAAUUACUAUUAUUAUUUUACUAUUACUUUGUCUCCAUCAUUCAAUAUGUAGUUCCACAGUUUUUUUUUUUUUUU